AUAUGACCUCCACUUCAUGUAUGCUUGGCGGUGGAAAAUUUGUAGAAAUGUAAUAAGAAUGCAAGCUGUAUAUUCCUUGUUUGGCACCAAAAUUCAACUUUCAGAGAAAUUGAAAAUGUGGCAAAACAAUAAUGAAGGAGACUUACUAAAACCAUGUGAGGUGACAAGGUGAUGUACGUCAGCUAGGUGAAUUUGUGUGUGUGUGUGUGUGUGAGAGAGAGAUGUUGUGUAUGGAUCUGGUACAGCUUCUAUCUUAAAAGUCUCUAAUAUUCCUACCAUUUCUCUCUCAAGCGUCUUAUUUAUUAUAUAUUUCUUCUGUCUGCUUUCUCUCUAUUAACUCAUAUAUUUUAUAACACCACUUAAAUUGAAUGCAAAUAUUUAAAGCAUCCUCAGUCGUCAGUACAUUAAUAUAUAUCAUUUGUCCAAGCAGUAACAAAAUUAACAACUUGACAAACAUGUUCAAAAUUCUAUAUAAAUUUGCUAUGUAUAGAACAUCUUAAAGCUCAUCAACCUAACUGUCAAAGAAAGAAAAAAAAACAAUGGGCUCUGAAGCACUUUUCAACCAGCUUCCUGUCAUAGAUCUCUCAGAUGAGCUAAAGCCGGGCACUCCUGAGUGGGACUCCGUGAGACCCCGGGUUCAGCAAGCACUCCAAGAAUAUGGUUGCUUCGAGGCUUUCUUCAACCAAGUUCCUUAUGAGCUUCGAAAAUCGAUGUUUGGUGCAACAAAAGAGAUCUUUGAACUUCCUUUGCAAACAAAAUCUGGAAUCUCUGUUGAGACGCCCUACAGUAGCUACAUGACUGGGGAGUCACCAGCAGAGCCCUGGGAGGGCAUGGGUAUCGAAGAUGUUCUCAUCCCCGAAAAACUCAGAAGCUUCACUAAUCUCUUGUGGCCAGAAGGAAACCCUAGCUUUGGCAAAACAGUACGGUCCUUCGCAGAGCAGCUAUCUGAAAUGGAUAAAAUGAUAAGAAGGAUGGUUUUGGAGAGCUUAGGUGUUGAGAAAUACUGUGGUGAACACAUUGAUACGACCCGAUACACUCUUCUACCAUUAAAGUAUGAAGGACCCAAAACUAUGGAGAGCAAGCUUACGCUGUUUUCCCACAGUGACAAGAACCUUUUUACAAUAUUGUAUCAGCUUAAUGAGAUAGACGGGUUAGAGGUGCAACGCAAGGACGGGAAGUGGAUCAAUGUGAAAUCCUCACCGGACUCUUUCAUCGUCAUGGCCGGAGAUUCUUUCCACGCAUGGACAAAUGGGCGUGUGCAUGCUCCGAUUCAUCGGAUUAUGAUGACCGGAAAUAAAACGAGGUAUUCAGUGGGACUAUUUGCGAGCCCAAAAGAAGGGGGCAUUGUAAAAGCUCCAAACGAGUUAGUGGAUGAAGAACACCCAUUACUCUUCAAACCAUACAAAUACUUGGAAUAUCUCAAAUUCUUCAAAACAGAGAAGGGACAGAAAGCUCAUGAAUCCGGCAUUAAGGUUUUCUCUGGUGUUUGAGAUGGACCUGAAUCCUCUCCGGUGACAAUUUUCUGUUGUUCUUUAGGGUUGGAGAAUAUAUUUCACCACUAUCAAUAAUAAACAAAUACCUGUAUAGUAAUGAAAUUCGCCAUUAAUAAAGGGAAAAUAUCACCAAUCGCAAGAACAACAGAAAUCGUUACAGAGAAGUUUCUAAUUCAUUUGGGAUUGACCUAUGGAUGAUAAACAACUAUAUAUUCUUAGUCGUAAUUUGUUUGUUUUAUUCUGUUUGGUUGAUCGAGUGCUGGUUGGCUAUAAUAUUAUGGCUUGUUAGGAUCCAAUAUAAUUACCAUGUCUAUCUCCAGGAUGCAUGUCUGCUUGGGACAAAUACUAUACUUUAGCAAUAACAAAACCCAAACUCGUACAACAUGUUCCUAUCCUAAUGUUGUUUUUACUUGCUUCAAUGAAAUUAGAAUAUAUUACAAUGAAUAUUGAGUGUAAGGAACAGUACUAGCUACAGUUUUCACAUGAAUGCACUGCAUGAUAUAUGGUGGUUGCUGUUGUU
This is a messenger RNA of Cornus florida, 2013 nucleotides long. Its product is annotated as probable 2-oxoglutarate-dependent dioxygenase AOP1. Lineage: Eukaryota; Viridiplantae; Streptophyta; Magnoliopsida; Cornales; Cornaceae. The transcript is spliced from 3 exons. Gene Ontology annotation, molecular function: dioxygenase activity. The record is from RefSeq and is a predicted model, not a curated record. Bases 540 to 1490 code for a protein of 316 amino acids.